This is a messenger RNA of Corylus avellana, 1696 nucleotides long. Its product is annotated as magnesium transporter MRS2-I. Gene Ontology annotation, molecular function: magnesium ion transmembrane transporter activity. The record is from RefSeq and is a predicted model, not a curated record. Lineage: Eukaryota; Viridiplantae; Streptophyta; Magnoliopsida; Fagales; Betulaceae. Gene Ontology annotation, biological process: magnesium ion transport.
GGCCCAAAAUAAGCGAACAUCAAGCGCUAGAUUAACGAUCAAUAAAAUAAAAAUCAUCAACCCUUGGUAGCGAAUCCGAAUCUUAAAAUUCUUUCAAUAAUUUAUGAUGAUGAUGGGCAUGGCAGUAGCACCAUUGUAACUGUAUUUUUGAACUGAAGAGAUUGGUGGUUAGGGCUUGUGAGAGGCUUAGGAAUGUGAGGAAUGGCUCGGGACGGGCACGUGGUGCCGGCGGACCCGGGUGCGUCGGUGGUAGAGAAGAUGAAGGGCCAGUGGGCUCGGACCUGGAUGUCGAUGGACUGCACGGGGGAAGGGACCGUGCUGGACGUGGACAAGUACGCCAUCAUGCGCCGCGUCCACAUCCACGCCCGCGACCUCCGCAUUCUCGAUCCCUUGCUGUCCUACCCCUCCACCAUUCUCGGCCGUGACAAGGCCAUCGUUCUCAACUUGGAGCAUAUCAAGGCAAUCAUCACUGCUGAAGAGGUAUUGCUACGGGAUCCAACGGAUCAAAAUGUUAUCCCUGUUGUUGAGGAACUUCAGAGGCGAUUGCCUCCUGUAAAUGCUAUUUGCCAAGGUCAGGGCAAUGAGAAAGAGUACCCAAGUGGGCAAAAUGACGUUGAGGCAGGCGAAGAAGAUGAGUCUCCAUUUGAAUUCCGGGCUUUGGAGGUAGCUUUAGAAGCUAUUUGUAGUUUCCUUGCUGCGCGUACAAUGGAAUUGGAGACUGCCGCUUAUCCUGCGUUAGAUGAGCUUACCUCUAAGAUUAGUAGCCGUAACUUGGACAGGGUUCGCAAAUUGAAGAGUGCAAUGACAAGGUUGACUGCUCGGGUUCAAAAGGUUAGAGAUGAACUUGAACAACUCCUUGAUGAUGACGAUGAUAUGGCUGACCUUUACUUGUCAAGGAAGUUGGCUAGUGCAUCUUCACCAGUUAGUGGCUCAGGCCCUGCCAAUUGGUUUUCUGCCUCUCCUACCAUAGCCUCAAAGAUAUCCAGAGCAAGUAGAGCAAGUGUGGUUACAGUUCGUGAAGAUGAGAAUGAUGUUGAGGAGCUUGAAAUGUUACUGGAGGCGUACUUUAUGCAGGUUGAUGGCACGUUGAACAAAUUAACCACGCUGCGUGAAUACAUUGAUGAUACCGAAGAUUACAUCAAUAUUCAGCUUGACAAUCAUCGAAACCAGCUGAUUCAGUUGGAGCUCUUUCUAAGUGCCGGAACUGUUUGUUUAUCCCUCUAUUCUUUGGUGGCUGCAAUUUUUGGCAUGAAUAUCCCGUAUACUUGGAAUGAUAACCAUGGCUACAUGUUUAAAUGGGUGAUCAUUGUCGCAGGAUUGUGUUGUGCUUUUCUCUUUGUACUAAUUGUUUCUUAUGCCCGCAUCAAGGGAUUGGUUGGAUCUUGAAUUCAUUCGUACAUGAAGCAUUGCAGUGUAAUACGUCUCUGGAGGAAACUUUCGGACGAAGAUCACAUAAGUCAACACUGUUUUAAUCUCAAGAGGGAACAUAACGAGUUCCCCAAAUUAUCAACAACCUGGGAUUUAUUGGUUUCAGGCACUUAUGAAAGUGUAAAAAGAGUUGGCAGAAUGUCAAUUCAGUCUUUCAAUUUUGAUUCACAAUUCUUCUUAUUGUUCUUUAUACGCAUUAGUGUAUUUACAGGAUAUACCUGUACUGGAUCAUAAUUCUACUGAUAUCUAUCAAUUGGUUGUUUGGAUC